AGACUUCAGCGUUUAAUGGGAGCCGGUGGUGGUAUGGGAGCUGCCCAGCCUGGUUUGGACACUCCCACAGUCGAUACUGCUGAGAUGGUGUAUAUUUCUUCGCUAGCUCUUUUGAAGAUGCUCAAGCACGGUCGUGCUGGAGUGCCUAUGGAAGUCAUGGGUCUUAUGCUUGGUGAAUUCAUUGACGACUAUACUGUCCGUGUAAUUGAUGUGUUUGCUAUGCCACAAAGCGGAACUGGUGUUUCUGUCGAGGCUGUUGAUCCUGUAUUCCAAACCAAGAUGAUGGACAUGCUUAAGCAGACUGGAAGACCAGAAGUAGUUGUAGGAUGGUAUCACUCUCAUCCUGGAUUUGGAUGCUGGCUAUCAAGCGUUGAUGUGAAUACACAACAGAGUUUUGAACAGCUCCAUCCACGAUCGGUUGCAGUAGUUGUAGAUCCCAUUCAAUCUGUUAAAGGCAAGGUUGUGAUUGAUGCGUUUCGUCUAAUCAAUCCACACUCUGCUGUUCUUGGUGCUGAGCCUCGUCAGACUACAUCCAACGUCGGACAUUUGACCAAGCCCAACAUGCAGGCACUGAUCCAUGGCCUAAAUCGCCACUACUACUCGAUGGCGAUCAACUAUCGUAAGAACGAGCUUGAGCAAAAGAUGCUCCUUAAUUUGCACAAAAAGACAUGGACUCAUGGGUUGACUCUCAAAAACUUUAAUACUCAUUCUGAAAGUAAUGAAAAGGCAGUCAAGGCAAUGCUUUCACUAUCUGAAGCCUAUAACAAAUCUAUCCAGGAAGAAAUGUCCAUGACACCAGAGCAGCUCCUGACACGCCAUGUAGGUAAACAAGACCCUAAGCGUCACUUGGAGGACAAAGUGGAAGCGUCCAUGUCAAGCAACAUUGUUCAGUGUCUUGGAUCUAUGCUCGAUGCAGUUUCGUUUUAAAAACAAAGAAUGAAUUACGGCCUGAAUGUUUGAAG
Batrachochytrium dendrobatidis JAM81 is the source of this 962-nucleotide messenger RNA. RefSeq names its product proteasome regulatory particle lid subunit RPN11. Gene Ontology annotation, cellular component: proteasome regulatory particle, lid subcomplex. The record is from RefSeq and is a predicted model, not a curated record. Bases 16 to 927 code for a protein of 303 amino acids. The transcript is spliced from 5 exons. Gene Ontology annotation, molecular function: metallopeptidase activity; proteasome binding; protein binding. Lineage: Eukaryota; Fungi; Chytridiomycota; Chytridiomycetes; Rhizophydiales. Gene Ontology annotation, biological process: proteasome-mediated ubiquitin-dependent protein catabolic process; protein deubiquitination.